Messenger RNA from Venturia canescens, 698 nucleotides. RefSeq lists its product as uncharacterized. The record is from RefSeq and is a predicted model, not a curated record. Lineage: Eukaryota; Metazoa; Arthropoda; Insecta; Hymenoptera; Ichneumonidae. Bases 28 to 570 code for a protein of 180 amino acids. The transcript is spliced from 4 exons.
UUGGGGGGUGCGUCAUCGUCAGCGAAAAUGCGGCGACUGCCUCGAAAGUAUUCUUUCGAAGUUCAGUUCCCCUCCGAAUUCCGUUUGAUUAUCGCUUGGACCGGCGUCAAGAAAGGAGCGAAGAUGAGCAGCGAGCCGCUCUUCGUGCUUUCGACCUUCCUCGUCCUCCUUUGCUCAGCCCAAAGGAGCCUCAACCGGACGGAUUUGGAGUGCACCGGCCGAGCUCACUGGAACGUCCUCUUGACGGCGUAUUACCCGGAUUACGAGAGCGACGAUGAGUCCGAUUACCUCGACGCGAGAGGAAAAGAACUGUGUACGCUGCAGGACUUUAUCGAUGCUCGGACGAACUUCGUCACGGUCGGCAUGGAUUUGCUGCCGGAAAUUCCCUACGGGACCGAGUUGUGCUCGCCCGAGUUGAACGCACAUUUCGGAAUGCGGAUUCCCAUGCAGGUAAGAGAUCAUGGACCGAAUUUGCGUGGCAAAGGGUUCUCGAGGCUGGAUAUUUGUGUGAGAAGCGAAGGGGACAGUUACGACAUUGCUGUCAACAGGGAAAUCAGCGUUUACCUGUAGACCCAGUUCCUCCAAAUAAGACAAAUUUUCGAUGAUUAUUUUUUAUUACAAUUUCAUUUUACUAUUAUUAUUUAAUUAUAACGAAUGAUAUUUUAUUAAUAUUAUAUUUAAUAAUCUCAAUUAUAAUU